GAUACUGGUGGGCUCUGCGUCAUGUGCAACCUACACAUGUCCAGAGUCCUGUACUCCGAAACCAUGGCCAGAAUCACUCCUCUGCAAGGGCCCCACCUGCAAAGCCCAGUGCUGCACCUGCGGAGGGGAAGAGGCGUCAGCUGGUGACGGCCUGCCUGACGUCGGCAUCCAACCUUGUUUCUCGUGGCAGAUCGGCAGCAGUGGUACCACGCCGACCGCUGAGCAAGUUCUCACGGAUUGUGGAGGAGCUUCUGGCUACAUCCUGGCGGCUUUCAAGGAGAACAAGCCUGUCGUCCUGCACAACAUCAAAGUUUCCACAGACACGUUGCAGAAGGUGCUGCAGGAGUCCGCCUCCAAAGCUGUGUCCAGUGAGGCACUGGGCCUGACGCUCGAGAGCUCAAAGGAGGAGACCUUUACUCGUUUUGGCUUCUUCUGCGCAGGCGCUGAUUGCAAUCUGUGGAAGGUGCCCCUGGGUGCCAAGGAUCCAGACUCAGCCGUCUUUGCAGCCUCCCAGACUGGAGGGCUUGUCAUGCCCCAACAGGUGGACACCACCUUGGCCAUCUACAACGUGACGGAUCCAGAUGAGUUGUGGGUAUGCCCGACGGAAGGUGCCGUUGAGAGCUGUGGAGAUGGCAAGAUCACUGGUAUCGAGGAGUGUGAGGGAAGCUCUGGAGAAGGCUGCGGAAGCUGUCAGGUUAUGCCUGGUUGGGCAUGUGGUGGUGACGGUUGCGAGCCUCUCUGUGGCGACGGCGUGAUGCAGGGCAGUGAGACUUGUGACGAUGGCAACAACUUUCAGUUCGACAACUGCAGCCGUGACUGCUCCUUGCAUACCAGGGAGGUCUACGUUCCCUUCGCAGCCAGCUGCGCUGGCGAGAAAGUUGCCCCAAUGGUGCGUGUGGCGAAGGAUGGUGCUGCUUCCCUCAAGGAAUGCCAGGACCUCUGCAGUUCGGAUGCAAAUUGCUCCGCAGUGGAGUUCUACCCGACUGCUUGGGAAGGCAGCGUGUGCCACCACUUCGAGGGCGGGAUUCUCGCAAGCCUGGGUCAGGGCGCGGUUGAAUGGCAAGGCAGCAAGUGCUACAUCAAAGCGCAGUAUGCCCUGGUCACCGAAGGCCUGGAAGCAAAAAGUUUGGAUUCCAUGGCAGCCAAGUGCGAAGAAAAGCAAAUGAAAGAGCUGGCGAUCAACAAUGCCCAGGAGGUAAAGCUGCUGUACGACUUCCUUGGAUCCUCAG
Molecule: messenger RNA, 1229 nt
Organism: Symbiodinium pilosum
Lineage: Eukaryota; Dinophyceae; Suessiales; Symbiodiniaceae
Source: the annotation of a GenBank genome assembly